Zasmidium cellare ATCC 36951 is the source of this 1977-nucleotide messenger RNA. RefSeq lists its product as uncharacterized. Bases 1 to 1977 code for a protein of 658 amino acids. The transcript has 3 exons. Gene Ontology annotation, cellular component: mitotic spindle midzone; mitotic spindle; mitotic spindle pole body. Gene Ontology annotation, biological process: positive regulation of cytokinesis; microtubule cytoskeleton organization; protein dephosphorylation. The record is from RefSeq and is a predicted model, not a curated record. Gene Ontology annotation, molecular function: protein tyrosine/serine/threonine phosphatase activity; protein serine/threonine phosphatase activity. NCBI's taxonomy places the organism in Eukaryota, Fungi, Ascomycota, Dothideomycetes, Mycosphaerellales, Mycosphaerellaceae.
AUGCCUCAUCAUUCCCGCCAAAGCCAGGCGGAGGUGCCUUCCGUGACCAGCUACGGGCAGGUGAUUGAGUACAUCGCUGAUCGCCUCUACCUCGCCUCAUACACCCACCCGCCAGACGAGAAGACUCCCUUCCCAUACGACUCCAAGCAGAGCCGGUCGCCAAAUAAACGAUCAUCACGAGCGCAAGUUGGAUCCCAAGGUGUCCAGGGUUCUGCCCCAUCAUCGCCGCCGUUCUACUUCUGCAUCGAUCGCACUCUACUCUACAACGCCUUUCACGCCGAUUUUGGCCCUCUGCACAUCGGCCACUUGUACAGAUUCGCUGUCCAGCUUCAUGAAGUGCUCGGACACCCAGACAAUGAGCACAGGUCUGUUGUGUUUUGGAGCAAUGCAGAUUCGAGGAGCCGGGCUAAUGCAGCAUGCAUCCUUGCGACGUACAUGGUUCUGAUCCAGAACUGGCCCCCUCAUCUCGCGCUUGCACCCAUUGCACAGAUGGACCCACCAUGCAUGCCUUUCCGUGACGCUGGAUACAGCCAAGCAGACUACUCGCUCACCAUCCAGGACGUUGUAUAUGGAGUGUGGAAAGCAAAAGAGGAGGGCUUGGUAGGCUUGAAGGAAUUCAGCCUCGAAGAGUACGAGAAGUAUGAGCGCGUGGAUAUGGGUGACUUCAACUGGAUAUCGCCCGAUUUUCUGGCCUUCGCUUCUCCGCAGCACAAGCCCACGAACGUGAUCGCGCCCACAGAUCCGCUGUACCAGCAGCUUCCACGCAGUGUGUCACAAGUGGCCCGGGAUCAGUCCCUACCCGAACCAUUCAAGAAUGUGCUCGUGCACUUUGCAGAACGGCGCAUUGGCCUUGUGGUUCGACUGAACUCUGAGUUGUACUCGCCGAGCUACUUCACUGCUCUCGGCAUCAAACACAUGGACAUGAUCUUCGACGACGGAACCUGUCCACCGCUCAACCUGGUGCGAAAGUUUGUGAACUUGGCGCACGGUGUUAUCAAUCAACAAAGGAAAGGCAUCGCAGUGCACUGCAAAGCGGGACUUGGACGGACAGGUUGCUUGAUUGGUGCGUACCUGAUCUACCGCCACGGCUUCACAGCCGACGAGGUCAUUGCCUUCAUGCGCUUCAUGCGGCCUGGAAUGGUCGUUGGCCCUCAGCAGCAUUGGCUUCAUUUGAAUCAAGGCACUUUCCGCGAAUGGUGGUUCGAAGACACUAUGAAGGAGAAGAUCAUGGCCUCUAUGCAGCCAACAACCCCAACGAGACUGCAGAACUCGAGCAGCCGGCGGUUGGCGAGCAACGGCCAGACGUUCACUCCUCCCAACGCCGACAGACAAGCCGUCAGUCCACGUAGAGCUUUGGGCGAGAUCACGAACAAUGAGGGUGCCCCAACACCAACUGCUGGCUACAACUCCAACAAGGACCUCAAGGGUAGUCUAGGCGUUGCAGAUGAAAAUCUGCCAGCUCCAACUCCAGGACAGCCCAGGAAAACGAACAAACUGUACGCCGGUGGUCGCAGAAUCAUGACUGAGAACCAGCCAUUCAAUGUCUUGGAUGACAGUACGAGUGGGCCACGAUCGAGAGGAGAUCCAGCCGAGAGCGAAGAAGAACGAGCGCUUCGUACCAUUUCACGGAAGACCAGCCAGUCUCCUGUGAGCCGCAGCGGGAAGCGACGAGCAGUAUCCUGCACCACUACGACAACAACAACCACCAAAUGGGAUGUACCUACAGACAGUGACGCUGAGAACCGACCCGGAACUGUCGACGAGGAGGUCGACCUGCCAAUGUCCGAACGCAUGGUCAGCCCGACAAGACCGAAGACCCCUAGCGCGAGGAGCGGUAGCGGCGUUGGCAGUUUGAGCGUUGGCAAACGUUCGUCACCGAUCCGCCGCAGUACCGAAGGCAAGACGAGCGUCCGCAAGACCAGCGGUCGGGUCGGCAGCGUUGGAACCCAAGCGGCUCGCUCGCACAAGAGCUCAUGA